AUGGGUAAGAAGAAGAAGAAGAUCGAGAAAAGUGCUGCAGAGAUUGCAUUACUUGUUGAAAAUGUGAUGGUUGAACUUGAAGUUGUAGCAGAAGAAGAUGCAGAGCUAAACAGACAAUCAAAACCAGCUAUUAAUAAACUCAAAAAGUUGCCACUUUUAACUGAAUUCCCAAUUCAUUUAGAUCAAUAUGAUAGAAAAGAGCAAUUAAAGAAAAGUGGGCUUGGAAAGGCUAUUAUGUUCUUGUCAAAAUCUGAUGAAGAGACCACAUCCAAUAGAAAGCUUGCUAAAGACUUGGUUGACAAAGGGGUAAGUGCAGUAGUUUAUUUGGCUGUGGAAUGUACAAAAAGUUUCAAGUUUCUUGGGGCAUUCCCUGUUCUAUUGGAGAUGGGUGUACUUUCCGUUUUCAGCUUGGAGAGCAUGUCCUCUCUUGACAUGGAGGGGUUGUGUGCACUUGGGGAUGGACAUCUUUUGAACUUUUUACUCAACACAAGCACAGGGGAAUUAACAGAUAGGAAAAAGGUGGCACUUAGGAAAGAAUUAAGAAUGUUGUCACAGGCUGCAAGAGAUGUUGGACCCAUUAGAGAAGCUAAGGACAAACUGGAGAAGUGA
Molecule: messenger RNA, 609 nt
Organism: Lactuca saligna
Lineage: Eukaryota; Viridiplantae; Streptophyta; Magnoliopsida; Asterales; Asteraceae
Source: the annotation of a GenBank genome assembly